Messenger RNA from Schizophyllum commune H4-8, 2097 nucleotides. RefSeq lists its product as uncharacterized. The record is from RefSeq and is a predicted model, not a curated record. The coding region runs from base 1 to 2097 and encodes 698 amino acids. The transcript has 6 exons. NCBI's taxonomy places the organism in Eukaryota, Fungi, Basidiomycota, Agaricomycetes, Agaricales, Schizophyllaceae.
AUGUCCGCGGGCGAGCCGGACCUGGGCAUCCUCCAGCAUCUGUCCCUCGAGCUCCAGCUUCUUAUAAUCGAGAACUCGUGUCCUCAAGCUGUUGCAUGCUUGUCCGAGACUUGCAAGCGGUUUGCAUGGGUCAGCCGACGUUGGCGCCUUCACACUCUUAAAAUCACGUCGAGAGGAUUGCCUGCUCUGCAACACUGGCUGGAGAAGGAGUGCGACGGGAGAAGCUGUCAAUGUCAAGCCAAUACGAGAGCCGAGUUCAACAAAUUCGUGCGCGUUCUCCUCUUGCCAAAGGAAUGGAGCACCGAGUGCCGCGCAUACCUUGCGCUACUCGCGGCCAUGGCACCGCUCCGCCUUAGCGAGAUCGCUGCAAGCUGCAUGGAAGACGACGUCUGGUGGCGGGAGGCAAACAAGGCGUGGAAGAAGGAGGCCGGUGCAGAGGUCUUCGCGUCGGCAGCCGCCAUUUCAUUCAGGAACCCGUCCAGGAACGGCCUGCUUUCAGUAUUCAAGAUGAGGCUGCGCUCUAUGCAUAAAGAGGUCGCAGACCUGCCAUGCACUCUGAAGCUGACUGGCUGCGCCAUGGGCUACUCACAGUUCCAUGAAUGGGGGCAGGACGACUGGAAUCCAACCGCAGGCGAUGAGGAGGACGAGUACCCCGGCCUAGAGCGGAUCUGUCUUCGGGUCAAAUCUCUGACGGUGGACAUUGGAGGCGGUAUAGAAGACAUUAUCGCCAACGUGUACUUCUUCGACUUGGAGGACCUCAAUGUACGAACGCGGGGGAGGGGGACAGAAUGGCACGCGGUCGGCCGUCUUUUGCGCGACGCGAAGAAGCUCAAAACCCUCCGCCUUCGCCGCGGUAUAACAGGUCGCUGGUCCCAGCUUGAGAGCGACUUCCUGCCUGCCUUGGAGAGUUUACACGUCGACUGGACACAAGUCCCCUGCAUCUCGGGAGCCCCCCAAUUCACGGUGUUCAACAAGGUCACACUGUACGUUCACAAGUACGACGCCGACCACGCCCUGGACGCCGACUACGAGGAGGCAAAGUUCAUCUUGUCGCAUGAGCAUUGGAGGGAGAUUGUAUUCGUUGAGGACUGGUUCUGGAAGCUCCCUGCUCUUCCUGUCCCGUUCAAGCCCUUCUUGCUAAAGGAGCAGCUGUUAGCAUUUGAAGACCCGGAGCAGCUGUAUCCCAACGCGGUCCAGGCUGUGGUGCCUGACUGGAAGGAUCACGCCGCUGCCGAAGCUCUGCGCGUUGUAGGACCGUGGGGUGUCCUACGUCCCCCAGAGACAGAUGGUGCAGUUGUAUGCGACAACGAUAUAUACCUGCACGUCCUGGAGCCUUUCGCAUCGGCGUGGGGACUGAGCCAGCCCAUUGAUUGGGUUGACAUCGCCCAGCGGCUGAAAAUCCUGAUUCCCGAAAUUCAGGCUAUCCUUGACGACAAGAAUACGGAGCAUUCGAGGCCCUCCGCACACAAACUCCUUUCUUACAAGUUCUUUGAGAGGGCGAGCCCUGGAUUGAAAGUCCUGCCUGCGGUGGCUCGGUACACGCAGCACCUGAAAGGCAGCAUCCAUAGCGCUAGCUAUACCGGGUACACCGGGUACAACGACAGCUAUGGUCCUCGCGGAAUGCGACUGCUCCGACAGUUCCUUGUGACGUCGUUCACGGAUGCCACUGACCUGCAGGACGAGAUCACUAGCGCGAUAUACGUCUCGCAUCUGGCUGUCCGGCUGGUCAUGGGCGACAUGAAGUGGGAAGGGGACCUCGGUAUGAUGAAGGCGUGGCUGCUCAUCCUGGAGACACAGCAGUUCGGAGAGGAACGAGACGCCCGAACGCUCGAAGACCCACCGAACUUCCUCUCCGCCUUUGCCUCCAUGGCCCAAACGCCAGCCAGCGGCCCCAGCGGUGGAUCGGGUAGCUUGGAGCAAGAUGGGCUGGGGGUGGAGCCUGCGGUUUCUUUGCAGACGAGGAAGAGCACGCGGCUGAGGAAACGCCCACCUCGCCUGAGCGACUCCGACACCGAUGACACCCCUCUUAUCACCAAAAAGACAAAGGUCUCGAGAGGCGCCACAAGAGGCAGAGGGAACGCCAAGAAGAGUAGGUAG